Molecule: messenger RNA, 1605 nt
Organism: Dovyalis caffra
Lineage: Eukaryota; Viridiplantae; Streptophyta; Magnoliopsida; Malpighiales; Salicaceae
Source: the annotation of a GenBank genome assembly
AUGGACCCAAAAGCAGUGAAAUCAGACCUAGUACUAAUCCUAGACUACGGUUCACAAUAUACCCACUUAAUCACACGAAGAAUCAGGUCCCUGAAUAUCUUCUCUCUCUGUAUCUCAGGCACUUCUUCAUUAGAAACCAUAACUUCACACAACCCAAAAGUCGUUAUCCUCUCAGGUGGACCCCACUCGGUCCAUUCUGUCAAUUCACCAACUUUCCCAUCUGGCUUUGUUGAGUGGGCUCAAAAAGGUGGGAUCUUUGUGUUGGGGGUAUGUUAUGGGCUGCAAUUGAUUGUGCAGAAAUUGGGUGGUCAAGUUGAUGUUGGCGAAAGACAAGAGUAUGGGAGGAUGGAGAUUGAAGUGGAGAAGAAUUUGGGUAUUUUUGGGAACAAGAAAGUGGGGAAUAAGCAGGUUGUUUGGAUGAGUCACGGUGAUGAGGCUAUUAAGUUGCCUGAUGGGUUUGAAGUUGUGGCUAGGAGUCAACAAGGGGCAGUUGCCGCAGUUGAGAAUCGAGAAAUGAGGUUUUUUGGUUUGCAGUAUCAUCCGGAGGUGACUCAUUCACCGGAGGGCAUGGAUACGCUACGAUACUUCCUGUUUGAUGUUUGUGGAGUCUCUGCAGGUUGGAAGAUAGAAAAUGUUUUGGAUGAAGAAAUCAAGGUGAUCAAUGACACGGUGGGACCGGAAGAGCAUGUCAUAUGUGCAUUGUCAGGGGGCGUGGAUUCCACAGUUGCUGCAACUCUUGUUCACAAGGCAAUUGGAGACAGGCUUCAUUGUGUUUUUGUUGAUAAUGGCUUAUUGAGGUAUAAGGAAAGAGAACGUGUAAUGGAAACUUUUGAAAGUGAUCUGCAUCUACCUGUUACUUGUGUUGAUGCAUCAAAUGAAUUUCUUAGUAAGCUGAAAGGCGUGGUAGAUCCUGAGAUGAAAAGGAAAAUUAUUGGGAAGGAGUUCAUUAGCAUCUUUGAUGCUUUUGCCCAUGAGUUGGAGCAAAAAAUGGGAAAGAAACCUGCUUACUUGGUCCAAGGAACCUUGUAUCCAGAUGUUAUUGAAUCUUGCCCACCUCCUGGAUCUGGAAGAAACCACUCUCAUACUAUCAAGAGCCAUCACAAUGUUGGAGGGCUUCCAAAGGACAUGAAAUUGAAGCUCAUUGAACCACUUAAACUUCUAUUUAAGGAUGAGGUUCGUCAGCUAGGAAGACUCUUGAGUGUUCCUGAUGCAUUUCUGAAGCGCCACCCUUUCCCUGGUCCUGGCCUUGCAGUACGAGUCUUGGGUGAUGUAACUGAAGGCAAUGCUCUAGAUAUUCUCCGCCAGGUUGACGAAAUUUUCAUCCAGUCCAUCAAGGAUGCUGGGCUUUACGAUUCUAUUUGGCAAGCUUUUGCAGUGUUUCUGCCUGUAAGAUCAGUCGGAGUUCAAGGUGAUCAAAGAACUCAUUCUCAUGUUGUUGCUCUCAGAGCUGUUACGAGUCAAGAUGGAAUGACAGCUGAUUGGUACUAUUUUGAACACAAGUUCCUUGAUGACGUGGCCAGAAAAAUUUGUAAUCGUGUAAGAGGUGUAAACCGAAUUGUUCAAGACAUCACAUCAAAGCCUCCGUCAACGAUCGAGUGGGAAUGA